AUUUUGUCCUUUAUUCUUCCAUUCUUCGCGUCGUCAUCAUUUAUCAUUAUCAUCGAGAAGAGAUUCAAAUUCAAACCCUAAUCGAUAAGAUGAGAAUCACACAAAACGUCAAGCUCUUACUCUUCUUCUUCUUCUUCAUCUCCUUCCUCUUCAUCGCCGUAUCCGCCGGCGAGUCUAAAUGCGAGUGUUCACACGAAGACGACGAGGCAAACAAAGCCGGAGCAAAAAAAUACAAGAUCGCCGCAAUUCCUUCCGUUCUGGCCGCCGGAGUUAUCGGCGUUAUGUUUCCGUUACUAGGCAAGUUCUUCCCGUCGCUUAAACCGGAGACGACUUUCUUCUUCGUGACGAAAGCCUUCGCCGCCGGCGUAAUCCUCGCAACGGGGUUUAUGCAUGUGUUGCCUGAAGGUUACGAGAAGCUGACGUCACCGUGUCUGAAAGGAGAAGCCUGGGAGUUUCCGUUCACAGGCUUUAUCGCGAUGGUCGCUGCGAUUUUGACUCUUUCCGUUGACUCUUUUGCCACGUCGUAUUUCCAUAAAGCGCAUUUUAAAACGUCUAAGAGGAUUGGUGACGGUGAGGAACAAGACGCUGGCGGUGGCGGUGGCGGUGGAGACGAGCUCGGGUUGCACGUGCAUGCUCACGGUCACACGCACGGGAUUGUUGGCGUGGAAUCUGGUGAAUCCCAGGUUCAGCUUCACCGGACUCGAGUUGUUGCACAGGUGUUGGAAGUGGGAAUAAUAGUACAUUCAGUGGUAAUAGGAAUAUCACUGGGAGCAUCACAAAGUCCAGACACUGCCAAAGCUCUCUUUGCUGCUUUAAUGUUUCAUCAAUGCUUCGAGGGUCUUGGUCUUGGUGGUUGCAUCGCCCAGGUAAUUAUAUCCUCUCUUUUUUCAUAAUUUUCUUUUAAUAGAAGAAUCAUAAUUAAGAUCAAUAUACACAAAACAGGUAUAGUUUUCAUUGAUAUUUAUCUAUUGAUUUUUGCGUCCAUCUUUUCGGCUUUCUUUGACUUAUCUCUACUCUCUACCACUUGCAAAUUUCAAACAGUGACUUAUUUUUUCAACAUAUACAUUUAACCUUUUUUUGUCAGAUAUUUAUAUAUCUUCACUAAAUUACAAAAAAAAAACACUAUAAAGUUUAAAAUGAAUUAGACCAGACAGAGUUAUUAAAAAUUUUUUUGGUAGAAUGCAUCCAAGAGUUGAAUAUAUGCUCUGAAUGCAUGUUUGACAAAAGAUGUAUAGACAAUCUAUUGUUUUGUCAAACAUUUGACAUAAUCAGAUAAAUAAUCUGACACACUCUAAAUUAUAACAUCGGACCUGGCUUACUUAUAUGUGUCUUCUAAACCAAAAUCUAAAGUUAUUUUGGAUGUAAACGAAUUCCUUUAUAACAAAAUAAGUGCAUUCAAGGAAAAUUAAUCUACGAAUUUAGCUGAUUAAUUCAUAAAGUUACUCUCAAUUGUGUGUGUCUCUGAUCUUUUUAACUCAUAUCUUUCGCAGGGAAAUUUCAAUUGUAUGUCAAUUACAAUAAUGUCGAUCUUUUUCUCUGUAACGACGCCGGUAGGAAUCGCGGUUGGAAUGGCAAUUUCAAGCUCUUAUGAUGAUUCGAGUCCAACGGCUCUGAUCGUACAGGGAGUCCUUAACGCUGCAUCUGCAGGCAUCCUCAUCUAUAUGUCUCUAGUGGACUUUCUCGCAGCAGAUUUUAUGCACCCUAAGAUGCAGUCUAACACUAGACUUCAAAUCAUGGCUCAUAUCUCUCUUCUUGUUGGAGCAGGGGUUAUGUCACUUUUAGCUAAAUGGGCUUAAAUGGGCCUACCAUUAUGCAAUAUGGAAUUCAAAAUGACUCUA
Messenger RNA from Arabidopsis thaliana (thale cress), 1838 nucleotides. RefSeq names its product zinc transporter 5 precursor (gene ZIP5). The record is from RefSeq and is marked reviewed. The transcript has 2 exons. The coding region runs from base 90 to 893 and encodes 267 amino acids. Gene Ontology annotation, molecular function: metal ion transmembrane transporter activity; zinc ion transmembrane transporter activity. Gene Ontology annotation, cellular component: membrane; plasma membrane. Gene Ontology annotation, biological process: zinc ion transmembrane transport; metal ion transport; transmembrane transport. Lineage: Eukaryota; Viridiplantae; Streptophyta; Magnoliopsida; Brassicales; Brassicaceae.